AUGUCGGGUAAUAAUUUGAGGAAUUUCGUGGGGUUUCUAUGGCUGCUGGCGAUAAAAGAUCACGGGAGCACACACAGAUUUUAUCUACUGCUUGUAGAACGUUUCAUCUCAUUAGUCUUGAGCUUCCAGAUUAUUGGGAGGGACGUGAAAAUCAAGAAUAAUAACAAUGGCGGAGGUAACAAAUGUGACCGAGUACCAGGCUAUUGCCAAAGAGAAACUGCCAAAGAUGGCAUACGAUUACUAUGCAUCUGGCCCCGAAUUCUGAUUGAUGUCAGCAAGAUUGACAUGACUACAUCUGUUUUGGGCUUCAAGAUUUCAAUGCCAAUCAUGAUUGCCCCAACUGCCUUUCAGAAAAUGGCUCAUCCGGAUGGGGAAUAUGCAACUGCUAGAGCUGCUUCAGCAGCUAACACAAUCAUGACAUUGUCGUCAUGGGCCACUUCCAGUGUCGAGGAAGUAGCUUCAACCGGACCCGGCAUUCGAUUCUUCCAGCUUUAUGUCUACAAGGAUAGGAAUGUCGUGGCUCAGCUCGUAAGGCGAGCUGAAAAGGCUGGUUUUAAGGCCAUUGCACUUACUAAUUUCGAGGGUUUGGAUCUUGGGAAGAUGGAUGAAGCUGCUGAUUCUGGGUUAGCUUCAUAUGUUGCGGGUCAAAUUGAUCGCACUUUGAGCUGGCAGGAUGUGAAGUGGCUACAAACAAUUACUUCACUGCCUAUUCUGGUCAAAGGUGUACUCACUGCUGAAGAUGCAAGGAUCUCCAUUCAGAAUGGAGCAGCGGGUAUUAUUGUGUCGAACCACGGUGCUCGCCAGCUGGAUUACGUGCCUUCAACUAUCCAGGCUCUUGAAGAGGUCGUCAAAGCUGCACAAGGCCGAGUUCCCGUCUUCUUGGAUGGUGGGGUCCGUCGCGGGACGGAUGUUUUCAAGGCAUUGGCACUCGGAGCCUCUGGCAUUUUUAUUGGGCGACCUGUCGUAUUCUCAUUGGCUGCUGAUGGAGAAGCCGGCGUGAAGAAAGUGCUUCAGAUGUUGAAAGAUGAGUUUGAGCUGACAAUGGCAUUAAGUGGCUGCCGUUCGUUGAGUGAGAUAACUCGAGACCACAUCGUAACCGAGUGGGAUGCUCCACGGGCCCUACCUGCUGCCAGGCUGUAAGUUGCCGAGAGCCUCGAAUAACCAGAUUCGGUUGGAUUCGGAUCCGGAUUUGGGUUUUUAUUUUGUUAUAUUGAAAUGGUUCUGGAAUAUGUAAUUGAAAAUGAAAAAAGGGCUUUUGAAUGGUGAUGGACAAAGUAUAUGUUUUUGCUAAUUCUGGAAAAAAUUUACCUUUGUUUUGUAUAUUAUUGUUGAUUCAUGCAUAAUGGUUUUGUUUGUUUGUAUAUUAUUUUUUUGUUCAUGCACAAUGGUUAUAACCUGUAGCUUAUUAUCUUGAAAGCAUAGAUCAUUGAUGACGUGUGGGGGGGACGCAGGCCUAAAAAACACGAGGGGC
This is a messenger RNA of Striga asiatica, 1471 nucleotides long. The record is from the annotation of a GenBank genome assembly. NCBI's taxonomy places the organism in Eukaryota, Viridiplantae, Streptophyta, Magnoliopsida, Lamiales, Orobanchaceae.